This is a messenger RNA of Colletotrichum destructivum, 1326 nucleotides long. Its product is annotated as Putative acyl-CoA N-acyltransferase. The coding region runs from base 98 to 1033 and encodes 311 amino acids. Lineage: Eukaryota; Fungi; Ascomycota; Sordariomycetes; Glomerellales; Glomerellaceae. The transcript is spliced from 5 exons. Gene Ontology annotation, molecular function: acyltransferase activity, transferring groups other than amino-acyl groups. The record is from RefSeq and is a predicted model, not a curated record.
UUCCUCACAGUUAGCCUUACGAAAACAUCACGGGUUCCCGCAAAAAACAUCCUCCACAGCCUGACAGGCUCAAAGCAACGACAGCGAAACGCUUAUCAUGGCGACGACACACACAACCGUGCCGGCCGGGCUCACGGCCCUCCUAGAGACACACCUCCCCAACUCUCUCCCCGUCCUCCGCCGCCUGCAAUUCACCCGCUUCAAGGGCGGCAUCCGCCCAACCGCCCGCAUAAUCUUCGCCUCCGACUCGCCCCUGGCAGCAAUUCCCGACGAGGAGGCCGGCUCACCUGACAAGAAGAACAACUUCACGGUAGCGUACCUGGACUUCGGCAGCAACAACGAGACCCAGCUCUUCAUCUACUCCACCCUCGAAGACGGCACCGUCGCGACCGACGAGGAGAGGGAGGCUGGCGAGCGGCACAUCAUGGCGGCCCUAGACGCCGUGAGGCAGGUGAGCGACGAGCAGCCGGACAACCGAGCGUACCCCGGCGCCUGCCUCGUCGGGACGCUCGCCACCGUCACAAGGGACGUGAUGAUCAGGCGCGGCGCGCGGGUGAAGCCGCGAGCGGUCCACGAGUACGAGAAGUGGCUGUUUCGGGUCGAGGAGAUCCCCGAGUUCGACGCGGUGCUGCCCGAGGGCGCGAUGUGGGCGUCGGCCACGGAGCGGGACUGCGAGAUUGUGAUCUCGAGGACGACGGUUCCUCGGCAGGUCAAGACGCUCAUGUCGUUCCAGAGCCUGGUGCUCAAGCUGGCGGAUGGGACACCCAUCGCGUGGUCAUUCUUGGGCACCGACGGCUCCUUGAGCAGCCUCCACUGCGAACCGGAAUACCGCCAGAGAGGCUACGCAAAGGCGCUCGCCGCAAGGCUGCUCAAGAGGGGUACCGGCGACUACGGCUCCGAUGGGUGGGUUUGUGCCGAUGUCGCCCCGACGAAUCUGGGCAGUCGGGGCAUGUGCAAGAGUCUGAACGGCAGGCAUGCGUGGAACUGUUCAUGGAACAUCAUUGUGCUGGACGACGAGGGAGUCAAGGGCUAGAGGUGUAAGGGAUCCAGCAGGUCUUCGCGUCCGAAGCCAAUGGCUCUCCGCCGGAGAGAAGCGUUUACACUCUUGUUUUCGUCAGCAUCGAGGUGCGAGGAGCCAACCUCUUCAGAACAUCUCUACAGACACACAGCUGGAACUUUCUAAAUGAUGGGACUACCCAAAUAGCACCUCGAUCACUGCGGCACGCGCAAGACGAGCACCCCAGCAACUGCGUAGAAGACUACAAUAGUCUGCUCAUGUAAAAAGUGUUUAGUUUGAUCCUACGAAGCGUUUUUUUUUAUAAAAAU